AUGCUUCCCACCACUCGAACGGGAUCGGAGCUUGCCACAUUCGCUGCUUGUAGUACUCGACAUGCUGCUCUGGACAGGGCCAACUCGUCGCAAAAAGGGGUAGCUGCGAAUCCAUCUGGAGCUUCUCGUUGGACGGGGAUCGGCACGCCGGGCAUCUUUGUUGGUGAUUUAUCUUUGAUAUUUUGUAUUUGUAAAAUCAGGUUUACUUCGGAACAGAUUGAACAGCUAGAUAAAAGCAAGUUGUGGUCGAGAGCUCUUAAUUGUUCUUUUUACCUCCCUGGAUUGGUAGGACUUAAUAAGUUGAAGGAAGCUGAUUUUGCCAACGUUGUGAUUCAAGCACUUGUACGUGUUACACCUUUGAGAAACUUUUUUCUAGUCCCAGAGAACUACAAACGUUGUAAAUCUUCCCUAGUUCACCGUUUCGGAGAGCUCAUUCGAAAAAUUUGGCAUCCAAAAAAUUUUAAAAGACAGGUGAACCCCCAUGAAUUUUUACAAGCUGUGAUAAAAGAUAGUGAUAAUCGAUUUCAAAUGGAUGUACAAUCUGACCCAGUUGAGUUUAUGUCUUGGCUCCUUGAUACUCUACAUUUGCAUCUCACAAGUUCAAACAACAAUACAAGCAUCAUUACCCAAUGCUUUCAAGGAGAAUUGGAAGUUGUCAAGGAGAUCCAAAGUAAAGGUAUAAGAGAAUAUGGUGUUGCAGCUGCUGAUGAUGGUGCAUCUGAAAUAGAGACAUUCACAGUGCCAUUUAUAAUGCUUGACUUAGAUUUGCCACCUCCGCCACUCUUUAAAGAUGCCUUGGCGAAAAAUAUAAUCCCUCAGGUUCCACUUUUCAAUAUAUUGAAGAAGUUUGAUAGAGAGACCAUAACAGAAGUUGUGCAUCCUCAAUUAGCUAAGAUGCAGUAUCGUGUCACAAAACUACCACCUUACGUUAUUAUGCACAUACGACGAUUUACCAAAAGCAACAACUUUGUUGAAAAGAAUCCUACCAUUGUUAAUUUUCCAGUGAAAAACCUUGAGAUGAAGGAUUACAUUGCUCUGAAAGAUGCCGAGAAAUUGAGGUCAAAAUAUGAUUUAAUGGCUAAUAUUGUCCAUCAAGGCACGCCUAUCCAAGGAUCGUAUAAAGUCUGCGUUCAAAGAAAGUCGGAGGAUCAAUGGUAUGAGGUCCAAGAUUUGCAUGUUUCAGAAACAAAAGCUGAGAUGGUUGCCCUUUCAGAAGCAUACGUGCUCAUGUAUGAGCUGCAAUCGAAUCUUUGAAACCCACAUGGAAAAUUCCCUGUUUCUCAUGGUGAGAAACGAAAUUUGUUUCUCAUGGGAGCAAUUUUUGUGAAUAUACCAACAACUUUUUCAUUAUUAUGGGCUCCACAGUUGAAUAAAGUUGUGGGUAUAUUUACGAAAAUACCAUGUGAAAAACAAAUUUUGUUUCUCACCAUGAGAAAGUGGGGCAUUCUCCAGAACACUGAUCACCUUAGGCUUAGUGACUUUAUCUUUUCAGUUUUUUAAAUUCCUUGUAUGAUAUU
Messenger RNA from Chenopodium quinoa (quinoa), 1517 nucleotides. RefSeq names its product U4/U6.U5 tri-snRNP-associated protein 2-like. The transcript is spliced from 8 exons. The coding region runs from base 1 to 1254 and encodes 417 amino acids. Gene Ontology annotation, biological process: protein deubiquitination. Lineage: Eukaryota; Viridiplantae; Streptophyta; Magnoliopsida; Caryophyllales; Amaranthaceae. Gene Ontology annotation, molecular function: cysteine-type deubiquitinase activity. The record is from RefSeq and is a predicted model, not a curated record.